CCCAACCUGCCCGCCCGACCUGGCGGCGCAGUCUCGCGGGAUCGCCCAGCUCUCGCUCCCCGCGCGGCCCCGGAGGCGGUCGAGGCCCGGACGCUGCCCCCCACCCACCGCACGCACGCCCCGGCUGGCUGUCUGGGGUGGCGGGGCCGCGCGACGCCGAGGGACAGCCGUCUUCCCCUGCCGCCCGAGGUGAGGCGUCCCCGGCUCGACGGGGCGGGCGGACAGCGGGCCGGGAGCAGAGCCGCAGCAGUUGCCUCAGAACUCGUUUUCAGGAAACAGCUUCUUUCAAAAUGGUAAAAAGAAUGAAAUGAGGAAUUUUUACAUUUUAUCUCUGAUUUGAGAAUCUUUGGUGCGGAAAAGAGCAUCGGAGCCAUGUGGUGAAAUCGGGGUCUGGAGAAGAUGGAAAUGGCCCCAUUGCUCUUGGCGUGCGUCCUUCUGCCCCUCGUAAGAGGGCACAGCCUCUUCACCUGUGAGCCCAUCACUGUUCCCAGAUGUAUGAAAAUGGACUACAACAUGACGUUUUUCCCCAACCUGAUGGGUCAUUAUGACCAGGGGAUUGCUGCUGUCGAAAUGGAGCACUUUCUGCCUCUUGCAAAUCUAGAAUGUUCACCAAGCAUUGAAAUGUUCCUUUGUCAAGCUUUUGUACCAGCUUGCACAGAACAAGUUCAUGUAGCUCCACCUUGUCGGAAAUUGUGUGAGAAAAUAGUUUCUGAUUGCAAAAAACUGAUGGACACGUUUGGCAUCCGAUGGCCUGAAGAACUUGAAUGUAACAGAUUGCCAUACUGUGAUGACACUGUUCCUGUAACUUCUGAUCCACACACAGAACCUUUUGGCCCACAGAAGAAAUCAGAUCAAGUCCCAAGAGACAUUGGAUUUUGGUGUCCAAAGCACCUUAGGACUUCCGGGGACCAAGGCUAUAGGUUUCUGGGAAUUGACCAGUGUGCCCCUCCGUGCCCCAAUAUGUAUUUUAAAAGUGAUGAACUAGACUUUGCCAAAAGUUUCAUAGGAAUAGUUUCAAUAUUUUGUCUUUGUGCAACUCUAUUCACGUUCCUUACGUUUUUAAUUGACGUUAGAAGAUUCCGAUACCCAGAGAGACCGAUUAUCUAUUACUCUGUCUGCUACAGCAUUGUCUCUCUCAUGUACUUCAUUGGGUUUUUGCUGGGCAACAGCACGGCUUGUAGUAAGGCAGACGAGAAGCUGGAGCUCGGGGACACAGUCGUUCUAGGGUCAAAGAAUAAGGCUUGCAGCGUGGUGUUUAUGUUUCUGUAUUUCUUCACAAUGGCUGGCACGGUGUGGUGGGUGAUUCUCACCAUCACAUGGUUCCUGGCUGCUGGGAGGAAAUGGAGUUGCGAAGCUAUUGAACAGAAAGCUGUGUGGUUCCACGCCGUUGCCUGGGGAAUGCCCGGGCUCCUGACCGUCUUGCUGCUGGCGAUGAACAAGGUGGAGGGAGACAACAUUAGCGGUGUCUGCUUCGUCGGCCUCUAUGACCUGGACGCCUCUCGCUACUUCGUCCUUCUGCCUCUGUGCCUCUGCGUAUUUGUUGGGCUGUCUCUCCUCCUAGCUGGCAUCAUCUCCUUAAAUCAUGUUCGUCAAGUUAUACAGCAUGAUGGCCGGAACCAAGAGAAGCUAAAGAAAUUCAUGAUUCGAAUUGGAGUCUUCAGUGGCCUGUAUCUUGUGCCCUUAGUGACACUUCUUGGUUGCUAUGUCUAUGAGCUAGUGAACAGGAUCACCUGGGAGAUGACGUGGUUCUCUGAUCAUUGUCACCAGUACCGCAUCCCGUGUCCUUAUCAGGCAAACCCAAAAGCUCGACCAGAAUUGGCUUUAUUUAUGAUAAAAUAUCUGAUGACAUUAAUUGUUGGUAUCUCUGCGGUCUUCUGGGUUGGAAGCAGAAAGACGUGCACAGAGUGGGCCGGGUUCUUUAAGCGGAGCCGCAAGCGAGACCCCAUCAGCGAAAGCAGAAGAGUGCUGCAGGAGUCCUGUGAGUUCUUCCUGAAGCACAACUCCAGGGUGAAGCACAAGAAGAAGCACUGCACGCCUGCCUCGCACAAGCUGAAGGUCAUUUCCAAGUCCAUGGGAACCAGCACAGGAGCCACCACAAGCCAUGGCACCUCUGCCGUAGCAAUCGCCGACCAUGAUUACCUAGGGCAAGAAACUUCAACGGAAGUCCAGACCUCCCCGGAAGCAUCUGUGAAAGAGGGAAGAGCAGACCAAGCGAACAUGCCCAGAGCCAAAGACCGGGACUGUGGGGAACCUGCUUCCGCAGCAGGGUCGGACUCCAAGUUCUCUGGGGAACAGAGCGACAGGAAAAGUCGAGCAGGCAGCGGCAGCAGCGUGAAGGCAAAGAGCAGUGUGUCGGAAGGGGCCGCAGGGGAAGGCAGGGUCAGUCCAAAGAGCGGCGUUCCGGAGACUGGUCUGAUGGACUGCAGCAGUGCACAGGUCCCCAGGUCUCCAGAAGCAAACAGCCUCAAAGGUUCCACACCUCUGCUCAUGCUCUCGGCUUCAGGGGCCAGGGAAGAGCCGGGUGCUGGUGGCCAUUCGGACGCUUGAAAACUGUCGCAUCACCCUGCAAGCAAGUGUAUACUACACUGGAGAUGACCAAUGCACCCGUCUUAUAGAAGACCACUGUCGAGCUAGGAAAGCGGCCCGGUGGUAGAGCGCUCGCCUGGAAUACUUGAGGACCUGGGUUCAUCUCCCAGCACUGCAAAAAGAAGUCACUGUUACAGUCUUCCUUGCACUUAAACCAGCUUUGUCUACUGAUUUUUUGGUUUGGCUUGUAUUUUUGUUGCUGUCAUUUUUGUUGUUGUUUGUUUGUUUGUUUGAGACAAGGUUUCUUUGCCUUGGCUGUCCUGAAAUUCCCUCUGUAGACCAGGCUGGCCUCAAACUCACAGAGAUCCGCCUGCUUCUGCCUCCCAAGUGCUGGGAAUAAUAAUGUGGCCAUCACUGCCCAGCCUGUUGUCUAUUGUUAAACUGGAAAGAAACAAUAGCCCAGAUUUCAAAAAUAAUAUAAUGCAUUUAUGCCUAAAAAACAGGAAUGUCCAGGUUAAUAAUAUUUUUUAAAUGUGGGGGUGAGAAGGGCAUUAGAGGAAUCCUCCUUCUAUUUAUGAAGGUCCUUUCAUUAAAGUAUUUUAAGAUAUGCUCUUUCACUCUUUUGAUAUAAAUCCAAGAUUUUUCUUUGCUGAAGUAUUUAAAACUUAUCAUUGUACCUUUAUAUAUAGAUAUAUUUGAAAAUAUGCUUAUAUAUAGUUGAACUUUUUGAAUAUCCUAGAAAAUUGAAUUAAAUUUUUUAUGAUGUUUUUCUAAUAUUUUAGCUACUUUGCAACUGUGAUAGUGUUACACUGGAUUUUUAUGAAACUUGUACAGCAGCCUCUUUACAGUAAAAAGAGUAGGUGUCACACUGAAAGGUUUGUAAGGAGCGUCCACAGCCUCUCCUACCUUCCCUGAAAAGAGGAACUUGCUGACAGUCUCCCUCCCUGAUCAGACUUUCCCUUUCCUUUGGCACAUUUAUAAAUCAGCAGGUGAGAUGGUGACUCUUUACAAGUUAGGCCAAGCUAUCGAUUCCUUCUUAUGUGUUUCAGCCCGUUUGCGAUGGAAUCGUGGCCAUUUGUAAUUGCUCAUGCCUGUCUUUAUUUCAUUAUUUUAUUUUCUGAGACAGGGUCUCACUGUGUAAGCCUCCCCAGCCGUCUGGUGCUCAGUGUGUGCCAGGCAGGGCACAGAGACCCUCCCCUCUGCAGUGUGUGCCAGGCAGGGCACAGAGACCCUCCCCUCUGCAGUGUGUGUCAGGCAGGGCACAGAGACCCUCCCCUCUGCAGUGUGUGUCAGGCAGGGCACAGAGACCCUCCCCUCUGCAGUGUGUGCCAGGCAGGGCACAGAGAUCCUCCCCUCUGCAGUGUGUGUCAGGCAGGGCACAGAGACCCUCCCCUCUGCAGUGUGUGCCAGGCAGGGCACAGAGACCCUCCCCUCUGCAGUGUGUGCCAGGCAGGGCGCAGAGACCCUCCCCUCUGCAGUGUGUGCCAGGCAGGGCGCAGAGACCCUCCCCUCUGCAGUGUGUGCCAGGCAGGGCGCAGAGACCCUCCCCUCUGCAGUGUGUGCCAGGCAGGGCGCAGAGAUCCUCCCCUCUGCAGUGUGUGCCAGGCAGGGCACAGAGAUCCUCCCCUCUGCAGUGUGUGCCAGGCAGGGCACAGAGACCCUCCCCUCUGCAGUGUGUGCCAGGCAGGGCACAGAGACCCUCCCCUCUGCAGUGUGUGCCAGGCAGGGCACAGAGAC
Messenger RNA from Apodemus sylvaticus (European woodmouse), 4263 nucleotides. RefSeq names its product frizzled class receptor 6 (gene Fzd6). The record is from RefSeq and is a predicted model, not a curated record. The transcript is spliced from 7 exons. Bases 400 to 2547 code for a protein of 715 amino acids. Gene Ontology annotation, cellular component: plasma membrane. Gene Ontology annotation, biological process: non-canonical Wnt signaling pathway; canonical Wnt signaling pathway. Gene Ontology annotation, molecular function: Wnt receptor activity; Wnt-protein binding. NCBI's taxonomy places the organism in Eukaryota, Metazoa, Chordata, Mammalia, Rodentia, Muridae.